This is a messenger RNA of Brenthis ino (lesser marbled fritillary), 975 nucleotides long. Lineage: Eukaryota; Metazoa; Arthropoda; Insecta; Lepidoptera; Nymphalidae. The record is from the annotation of a GenBank genome assembly.
AUGACAUACAUUAACAUUACUAGUGUGAAACUAUUUGUGAAGGUACAAAAUGUAUUUGGAGUGUGUAAAGUUCUUACUUGCCUCAUCGUUAUUGGUGGUGGCAUAUAUGAACUAGCUAGAGGCAACACUGAAAAUUUGAGUAAAGGUUUUGAGGGCAGUGCGACGACCGCUGGGAGUGUUGCCCUCGCAUUAUACUCUGGAUUGUGGGCUUACGAUGGCUGGAAUAGUGUAACUGUUGUUACGGAAGAAAUUAUUAAUCCAAGCAUCAAUGUUCCACUCAGUAUUUCAAUAGCAGUACCCCUCAUAACUGGACUAUACGUGUUCAUGAAUGUAGCGUACAUGUCGGUACUGACGUAUACAGAAAUGGUGUCGGUACCAGCGGUGGCUGUUACAUUCGGUGCACGAGUACUGGGACCCGCCAGCUUUAUUAUACCGCUUGGUGUUGCCAUAGCAACGUUCGGGUGUGCUAUGAGCGUGCAAUUUGGUAUUACCAGGGUAUGUUACACGGCGGCGCGCGGUGGUCACAUGCUUGAACUUUUUUCAUACGUUAAUAUGAAGAGAUUGACCCCAGCUCCUGCUGUAGCUUUCCAGGCAAUGUUAACUGCAAUAUUCAUAAUAGUUGGCAACAUUAAAACGCUAAUAGAUUUUGCCAGUUGGUUCCUAUGGUUUUUCUACGGGUUAGCCAUGGUUGCCUUAUUAGUGCUACGAAAAACUCGUGCUAAUUUACUAAGGCCGUAUAGAGUACCAACAGUUGUGCCUUGCUUUGUGUUGCUAGUGGCGAUAUUCCUCUCAAUAUUGCCAAUAGUGCAUGAUCCAUCUGUAAAAUACCUAAUGGCCAUAGGGUUCAUUUGUCUUGGCGUAUGUGUAUAUACUGUAUUUGUAUAUUACAAGAAAACGCCUACUAUUUUGUUAAAUAAACUUACAUUCCUAACUCAAGUGCUUUUCGAAAGUGUACCGCCUAGCAACCGUGAAGAC